UUUCAAAAGCGGGUAAUGCGAAAAAGGGCAAGUUGAACCUUCAGUCGUUCGUCGCCAUCUGAACAAGGAACACCGAUAAACUACACCUCAAUUAUCCUCUAAUAAUCUUUAACAUUCCACUUAGGUUUUUAAAGCCUGCAGAGCAGCUGGUCGUCAUGGAAGUGGGUCGGCGGUCUGAUAAUGGACAAAUACGAUGGGAGACUAAUGGGAAUGCAGUUUCCCUAAAGAAAAUGGCCAAAUCUCCGCCCGAGUGUGUGAAUACACCAGUUCUUCCCACUGAUCCACCGGGAAAUGACCUUCGUCGUACAGACGCAACUGCCACAUCGCUACAUCAAGUUAAAGCCGAGCAAGUGACAACGAAAAGUGAUAUAAUCGAUGAACUGCUUGAAGCGUUCCAACGGAAAUGGAUGACCUUGCGAUCCAACAAAGGGAGAGUUCAAUCCACUACAAUUUGGAGAAAUGGUGAGCGCGUCAACUAUGUCAAUACGCCUCAUGUGAUUGCCCUCGUCGGUUUACCUGCUCGCGGAAAAACUUACAUGGGUAAGAAGUUGAGUCGCUACCUGAACUGGAUUGGCAUCAACACCAAAGUUUUCAAUUUGGGAGAGUACCGCCGUCAAGCCACUGAAGCCUACAAGAGUCAUGACUUUUUCCGUCCUGACAACACGGAAGCGAUGGCGUUGCGUGAACGGGUCGCCAUGGAUGCGUUAGAGGAUGCAUGCGAAUGGAUCGAAAUUUCUGGUGGCGAAGUGGCAGUUUUUGACGCGACCAACACGACACGUGACCGACGCCGUAUGAUCCAUUCCAUCGUAGUGGAGAAAAUGGGCUACAAGUUGCUCUUUGUCGAAUCGAUUUGUAAUGACCCCAAAAUUGUACAGGCCACUAUAAAAGAGGUUAAAGUCAACAGUCCCGACUACAAGGAUGUCGAAAAUGAAACAGUGCUCAACGACUUCCUGUUGCGCAUUCAACAUUACGAAGCUCUGUACGAGCCGUUGGAUGAAAUACUCGAAUCUCAUUUCAGUUUCAUGAAAGUUUUUAACACUGGGGCCAAAGUGUUGGUGCAUCGUCACGAGGGUCACAUUCAGAGUCGAGUUAUUUACUAUCUCAUGAACAUUCACAUUCUUCCGCGCACAAUUUAUCUGACUCGCCAUGGCGAGAGCUGUCACAACCUUCAAGGGAAGAUCGGCGGAGACUCUGACUUGUCUGAAAAAGGAUGGAACUACGCCAAAACCCUUGGCGAUUUCGUCAAAAAACAACGCAUCCGUGAUCUCAAAGUAUGGACGUCAUGGAUGAAGCGGACCAUUCAAACGGCCAGCUAUAUCGAAGCGCCUCAAGAGCGCUGGAAGGCUCUCAACGAAAUCGACGCUGGCAUUUGUGAGGAAAUGACGUACGAAGAAAUCGAGAGCAAGCAUCCAGACGAGUUCUGCAACCGAGAUCUGGACAAAUUCCAUUAUCGUUAUCCACGAGGCGAGUCUUAUGAGGAUCUCGUCGCUCGCCUAGAGCCCGUCAUCAUGGAACUUGAGAGGCAAAAGAAUGUACUUGUCAUCGGACACCAGGCUGUGCUGCGCUGCCUCUUGGCCUAUUUCUUGGAUCGUACUGCAGAUCAACUGCCGUACAUUGAAGUGCCUCUUCACACCAUAAUCAAGUUGACGCCGGUAGCUUACGGCUGUAAAAUGGAAGAAAUCCGCAUGCCGAUUGAGGCCGUCAACACCCAUCGGGCUAAACCGGCAACCUGUCCUAAUACGUCCACUCAAGAGGACCAAUAGCACAAAAAAAUUUAAACAAAAUGUAUAACGCUAGUUGCAUCUACACCAAUUUUCGGGUUUCAUGAGUGCUCCAUUAGUAUAGACGAGAAAUUUUAAAAAAAAAGAAAAGGGAGCCUUGAAGUGCCAUUCCAUAAUAACCGAAAAACACACACACUCACACACGCACACACACACACAAUAAGUCUAUUUCCGAACCCCGACUAUUUCCUAAAAACAAUCCUCACCCUCUCUUCCUUUCAUUCCUCGUGUCUUCAAACAUUGCCACUUACUAGCACAAUAAAAAAAACAAGUCGAAUACCCAAA
Daphnia pulicaria is the source of this 2066-nucleotide messenger RNA. Its product is annotated as 6-phosphofructo-2-kinase/fructose-2,6-bisphosphatase 1-like. The record is from RefSeq and is a predicted model, not a curated record. Gene Ontology annotation, biological process: fructose 2,6-bisphosphate metabolic process; fructose metabolic process. Gene Ontology annotation, cellular component: cytosol. The transcript is spliced from 9 exons. NCBI's taxonomy places the organism in Eukaryota, Metazoa, Arthropoda, Branchiopoda, Diplostraca, Daphniidae. Gene Ontology annotation, molecular function: fructose-2,6-bisphosphate 2-phosphatase activity; ATP binding; 6-phosphofructo-2-kinase activity. Bases 156 to 1763 code for a protein of 535 amino acids.